UAUAAUGACCUAUAGCCUACUAUUGUGCAUUUCACAGCAACUAUGUGCCAGUAACGCUGGAGCCUGCACACGAAACACAGGCUGAGAGUGCAGUGGAGGAGUACUAGUAAACCACUUUUCUCGGCCCCAAUAUCUAUCCCAAAUUUUCAAUAGGAACAGAGAGUGUACCUUUUGUAGCUAAAGGUUGCUGUAUGAUCAUCGUAAUUGUGAGACACACGGCUCUGAGAAGGUACAGAGGUGUCGCCGCAAUGUAUCUGGGACAGUGUCACCCAGUGCGAUGCCUGGCGAAUUGGCUCACCAUUAUCAGUGCGUUGACAUUCCAGAAUACAGUGAUGGGUGUAGUCACAGCUGGAAAGCCUAAGCACAAUGUGAUGUCGGUGUCGAAGACGCAGAAGCUGAAAAGCUUGACGAGCGGCCUCUCCAACAUGGACCACUUCUUCAAGACUGAGCUCGCACCGUUCAUGCGAGUGCGCGUGCCCGGGUCGGAAGGCCUUGUGGCCGUGCGUAAUUACAUAACGUCAGAGUUUGCGAAUAACAUCAAAGCACCGUGGCACGUGGAGGUGGAUUCGUUCACGGACGACACUCCGGUUGGAAACAUCACCUUCCACAACGUCAUAGCAACACUGAAUCCACAAGCGCCGAGACGCCUGACACUGGCAUGCCACUACGACAGUAAGCUGUUUGCUCCUCGCGGGGACGGCCGCGAGUUUCUGGGAGCAACGGAUUCGGCCGUGCCCUGCGCCAUGCUAAUGGAGUUGGCACGGCGACUCGACGACAAGCUCAUGAACAGGAAGAAGAUGAUGGACGUCACACUGCAAUUGAUAUUCUUUGAUGGCGAGGAGGCGUUUGUGGACUGGACUGCCACCGACUCCAUUUACGGAUCGCGUCACCUGGCAGCUCGCAUGGAUAACAACUCGCAUGUGUCUGAUCCGGACAAGACGGAGCUUGAUAUGAUGGAUGCUCUUGUUUUGCUCGAUUUGAUUGGCUCGCGGCAGCCGCCACUGGCGUUUUAUGACCAUUUCGACAACACCACUCACCUCUUCAAGCAGCUUAUCAGCAUUGAAAAGCGUCUAAGAAAGAAAGACCUCCUGAUUAAUCCAAAAGGUCCGACAUACUUCAAGGAGCAAAAGCCCAAUGAGAGAAUGCUCGUCGAAGACGACCACAUACCAUUCCUCCGCCGUGGCGUACCAUGCCUGCAUUUGAUAACGCUGCCGUUCCCGGAGGUUUGGCACACGAUCCACGACGACUGGACGGCGUUGGACCGCGCCACGAUCGACAACAUCAGCCGCAUUCUGCGUGUGUUCGUCGUUGAGUAUCUACACCUCACCUAAGACCUUGUCGGUGCCGCGAGUGCAGGCCACGAAUGCAUCCAUUCACACCAGGGAGCAGUACAAUUUUACUACUCCCUGAUUCACACUCUACAUCUUGGAGUAGUAAAAUGCUACUUCCUGCUCUACAUGUACUUUGCAGUAGGACACAUUUGACGCGAAGUUUCCUUUGUAUGACAUGGGAACUCUUGUUAUACAGACUGUACUUGUACAUCAAACCUGUGCUGGCACAGAUUUGUGAAUUUUACAGCAGAUCAGAUGCACUCGCCGUUGUAAUCUAGCUAUUCUUGAAAUGAUUGCUUUUUUUUAAAGACACACAUUAUUUUGAAAAGGAGUUUUGAGUUUUUGUUGUUGCAUUCUCCGACUUGAGAAGCACACGUAAAUGAGAUUCUGCGC
This is a messenger RNA of Sycon ciliatum, 1724 nucleotides long. RefSeq names its product glutaminyl-peptide cyclotransferase-like. The coding region runs from base 192 to 1331 and encodes 379 amino acids. NCBI's taxonomy places the organism in Eukaryota, Metazoa, Porifera, Calcarea, Leucosolenida, Sycettidae. Gene Ontology annotation, molecular function: glutaminyl-peptide cyclotransferase activity; zinc ion binding. The transcript has 7 exons. The record is from RefSeq and is a predicted model, not a curated record.